Messenger RNA from Triticum aestivum (bread wheat), 1781 nucleotides. Its product is annotated as seven trans-membrane protein. Gene Ontology annotation, cellular component: membrane. Gene Ontology annotation, biological process: defense response. The record is from RefSeq and is a predicted model, not a curated record. Bases 121 to 1584 code for a protein of 487 amino acids. Lineage: Eukaryota; Viridiplantae; Streptophyta; Magnoliopsida; Poales; Poaceae. The transcript is spliced from 14 exons.
UGGUGGUGGUGUUUGUGAGACUUUGUCUUCCUCUAUCUAAUGCUCAAGUCAAAGUUUAAGGACAGGUAGCGUCCCCUUCGGUCUGAUCGGGCAACCUGCUCCUGCUGGGCUUUGGCAGCCAUGGCUGGAGGAGCCGGCGGCGGCGGGGCGGCGGAGAUAACGCUGGAGCGCACGCCGACGUGGAUCGUCGCGUCCGUGUGCUCCGUCAUCGUCCUCAUCUCCCUGUUCUUCGAGCGCCUGCUCCACCGCCUCGGCAAGAGGCUCACAAAAGGCCGAAGGAAGCCGCUGUACGAGGCCCUGCUCAAGGUCAAAGAAGAGCUGAUGCUGCUGGGGUUCAUCUCCCUGCUGCUCACCGUGUUCCAGGGAGCCACGCAGAAGAUAUGCGUCCGGGAGAGCCUGAUGCAGCACCUCCUGCCGUGCCCGCGCAACGGCGCCGGUGCCGCCAAGAGCGUGCAGCAUUAUGCCGCGGGCGCCACCGUGUUCACCGGUGUGGUGGGCAGCACGAGGAGACUCCUGGCAGGUGGAGGCGCCUCCAGUGACUAUUGCCUCAAUAAGGGCAAAGUUCCAAUUCUUUCGAUCCAAGCUAUCCAUCAGUUACACAUAUUUAUCUUCGUCUUAGCGGCUACCCAUGUGAUUCUUAGUGCUAUUACAAUUAUUCUUGGAAUCACACAGACAAGAAAAUGGAAACACUGGGAGGACAAGAUCCAGCAAAGCGACGAUAAUGGUCCUCAAAUGGUCAGACAUGUGCAAGAAUUCAAAUUUAUCAAAAAACACUUUAAAGGUCAUGGAAGACGAUGGGAAAUAUUCGGUUGGCUGCGUUCUUUCUUCAAACAAUUCUACGGAUCAGUCACCGAAGAGGACUACACAACCCUGCGACUUGGCUUCGUCAUGAAACACAGCAAGGGGCAUCUAAAAUUCAACUUUUACAAUUACAUGAAUAGAGCACUAGAAGGGGAUUUCAAGAAAGUUGUUGGCAUAAGCUGGUACCUUUGGGCUAUGUUGAUGAUAUUCUUGCUACUUAAUGUUCAUGGAUGGCAUGUCUACAUUUGGAUAUCUAUAGCCCCUUUCAUUUUGCUACUUUUGGUUGGAAGUAAGCUGGAGCAUAUUAUCACGGAGCUAGCUAUCGACGUUGCCCAGAAGAAUACUGCAAUAGAAGGGGAACUAGUUGUAGCUCUUUCAGAUGAAUUCUUUUGGUUUCACCGGCCUAAACUAGUCCUUCUAUUGAUCCAUAUCAUCUUGUUCCAAAAUGCAUUUGAGAUUGCAUUUUUCUUCUGGCUGCUGGUAACAUAUGGAUUUAAAUCAUGUAUUAUGGGAAAACCAGCAUAUGCUAUUGCUCGUCUGGUGAUAAGUGUCAUCGGCCAACUCCUCUGUGGAUACAGCACCCUCCCUCUGUAUGCUCUCAUAUCUCAAAUGGGAAGUUCGUUCAAGAAAGCCAUGUUUGAUGAAAGUAUAUCUGAAGGCCUCGCCAAUUGGGCUCAUAAGGCUAGGAAGCGUAAUACAAAGCCAGCAGCAAGUGUUGGUGACAAUUCAUCCGUUGGUGAGGAAAUUCAAAUGACAAAUGCAAGAAGAGAAUCAGCAAUAUAGCAAGGGACUGCUCGGCUGAUCUAAGUGAUUACAUAUCAAAUGUAUGUGCUAGUGUAUAAUUACUGUAUAGAUAUAUCUUAUAUUCACCUUCUCUUCUUGAAUGCACGAGCAAGUUAGGCAACAAUUGUUCAUGUUUUUCUAAGGAACAAUGGUUCAUGUCGAUCAUGGUAUUAACCGUGGACUGUUCCGUACCAAUU